Molecule: messenger RNA, 2479 nt
Organism: Sesamum indicum (sesame)
Lineage: Eukaryota; Viridiplantae; Streptophyta; Magnoliopsida; Lamiales; Pedaliaceae
Product: protein S-acyltransferase 24
Biological process (GO): protein palmitoylation
Cellular component (GO): Golgi membrane
Molecular function (GO): protein binding; palmitoyltransferase activity
Source: RefSeq, a predicted model, not a curated record
CCAUGGGCAGGCGAGUUGGUUUCCUCAGCCUUUCAUUAUUUUCCCACAAUAAUUUCAAUAUUCUCCAAUCCCACCCAGUCAACUCCCUCUCUCCUUCCAAGAAAAACCCUAGAAUCGGUCAAAUUCAUCCACAAUUUAAAUUCAUAUAUAGAUUUACAUGUAAUGUAUCCACACCCAUAGACACGCGCCAUUGUUGAUCGUCAAUUCGAAUCCUCCCGAUCUCCGUUCGCAUCAUCCACUUUUUGGUGUUUUGUGUUAUGGCGUCGGAGAUCGAGAUAGUGGAGGAGGUGGAAUCGAGAGAUCAUCGCCCACAGCCCUAUUCAAAUGGCGGAGAGGAGGCGGCGGUGGCAGCCGUGGCUGAAGAUGAGAGCUUGAGGAAUGAUGUGUAUACGGCCGCGGCGUAUGGAGAUAUGGAGAAGCUGCAGCGGCUUGUGGAGAGCGAGGGAUGCUCGGUUUCUGAGCCCGACGCUCUCGGCUACUACGCUCUUCAGUGGGCGGCCCUUAAUAAUCGGUCGGCAGCUGCUCAAUACAUUAUUGAGCAUGGAGGUGACAUUAAUGCUCGUGAUCAUACAGGCCAGACAGCUCUGCACUGGAGUGCAGUGAGGGGUGCAAUCCAGGUUGCUGAACUUCUGUUGCAGGAGGGUGCUCGAGUCAGUGCAGCUGAUUUUAAUGGCUAUCAGACAACUCAUGUUGCUGCACAAUAUGGUCAGACGGCUUUCCUUUGUCAUAUUGUCACAAAGUGGAAUGCUGAUCCUGAUGUUCCUGAUAAUGAUGGAAGGAGCCCAUUACACUGGGCUGCUUACAAGGGAUUUGCGGACUGCAUACGUCUUUUGUUAUACCUAAAUGCGUAUAGGGGACGGCAGGACAAAGAAGGUUGUACACCUCUGCAUUGGGCCGCCAUUAGGGGUAAUUUAGAAGCAUGCACUGUUUUGGUGCAGGCGGGAAAGAAGGAAGAUUUGAUGGUAACAGAUAAUACUGGGCUUACACCUGCACAACUUGCUGCUGAUAAAAAUCACAGACAAGUUGCAUUUUUCCUUGGAAAUGCUAGAAAGUUGUUUGAUAAACGGUGGGAUAGCAACAGCUUUGUUGGCAAGCUCUCAAAAUUAGGACUUGCUCCAUUACUUUGGUGUAUAAUCUUUCUGAUGCUCUUGGCAUAUAUACAUUCAGUCGUUUUGGCAUCAAAUUUACCAAGAUUGACAGCUGGCUUUGGUCUUUAUGCAUGGAUGGGCGUAUUCUUCGCAACAGUUGGUCUUGUUCUAUUUUAUAGAUGUAGCAGCAAGGAUCCUGGCUAUAUUAGAAUGAACAUACAUGACUCAGCAAACAUGAAAGAUGAUGAACCUUUGCUGAAGAUUGAAAUAAAUAAUCCUGCUUUGCUAGCUGGAAAUUGGGCUCAAUUAUGUGCAACUUGCAAGAUUGUUCGGCCUCUUCGGGCAAAACAUUGUUCCACUUGUGAUCGUUGUGUUGAACAAUUUGACCAUCAUUGCCCAUGGGUGUCCAAUUGCAUUGGCAAGAAAAACAAGUGGGAUUUCUUCUUGUUUCUUGUACUGGAAGUUCUGGCAAUGCUGAUUACUGGAUCGGUGGCUCUUACAAGGGUGUUGACUGACCCGUUGGCUCCAUCUACAUUCGGUGCAUGGAUAAGCCAUGCUGGUAAUCAGCAUGUUGGCGCUUUGUCAUUUUUAGUUGCAGACUUUUUCCUCCUUUCUGGUGUUGGAGUUUUGACUUGUGUACAGGCUUCUCAGAUUGCUCGUAAUAUUACAACGAAUGAAAUAGCAAACGUAUUGCGGUACAGUUAUCUAAGAGGACCAAGUGGUCGAUUCCGCAACCCAUACGAUCAUGGCUGCAAGAAGAACUGCUCAGAUUUCCUGAUAAAUGGAUACAACGAAGAUAUCGAGUGUAUUGAGGAAUCAACUGAAUCUGAAGGAAUUGGGAUGAUGCACAUGACAAGGAACUCAAACCUCCCCAAUGGAGUCAGCCAUGCUCAUCAAACGACAAAUGGAAAUGGUCAUCUAGUAAUCGAUGUGAAUAAAAAUUCAAAUUCACAUCACGGUCACGUUCAUUCUUCUCAUUGCAGCCAUAGUCAUAGUCAGAGUCAGGGUACUGUUCCUUUAGGUUUGGGUAUUGGUUUAGGCCGAAAUGUUGCACGCCCUGCUGCGGUUUCAUGAUAAGCCCGUGCUAUCAUGAUAGUCUUGGAAAAUGUUUGCUUUGUGACCCCUAUUGUCCAUAUAUCACAUGAUAGGCAUUCAUAUUUUUGUUUAGUCAUUCUGUACUCCCUAUUUUUGUCUAUACAACUUUCUUUUGUCAUAGCUCGAGAAACUAUAAGUUAUCACCGGCUCCACUUUGGUUCCCUCCGAGCCCGGUUUUGUUUUGUUUUGUUUCCACUUUAUAGUCAUUUUAUGUCAGGACUUUAGUGGGGUUGUAAAAUGUUGGAUCAUAUACAAUGGUAACGGAAUUCUUAUUUCACUUUACGAUAUUAUAUGCA